Molecule: messenger RNA, 1345 nt
Organism: Sitophilus oryzae (rice weevil)
Lineage: Eukaryota; Metazoa; Arthropoda; Insecta; Coleoptera; Curculionidae
Gene: Poc1
Product: POC1 centriolar protein homolog A
Exons: 2
Coding region: 183-1124 (313 amino acids)
Biological process (GO): cilium assembly
Cellular component (GO): ciliary basal body; centriole
Molecular function (GO): protein binding
Source: RefSeq, a predicted model, not a curated record
AGUGAUAUCCAUAGAACUGAUAUAUGGAAGGAGCCAUCACAAAAUAUAACUUAACCUCAAUUAUCAAAUUCAAAAUAACCGUCUUAUUUGUAUGUAUUCGCAUUGUUUUGAAUUUUGUAGAUUAUAAUAUUCUGUAUAAUUGGAUUCAUUAAGUUAAUUGUAUCAAAAAAAAAAAAUAAAAUAUGUCUCAAAUAAGUAUAACGAAUGAUAAUCCUAAAGUUCAUGUAAUAUAUCAGGGGCAUAAAAAACCAAUAACUGGUAUUAGUUUUAAUCCAAAUAAUCAACAAUUCGCAACUUCAUCUCAAGAUCAUAAUGUUAUGAUUUGGACUAAAUGGAAUGAUUCUACAAGAAAUGGCCCUACGUACCAGUUUUCUGGCCACAAGGAUGUAGUGACCUGUGUAGACUUUUCUCCUAAUUGUAGCUUACUAGCUUCCAGUUCCAAAGACCACACAGUACGCCUAUGGGUUCCAACUAUUUUAGGCAAAUCAAGAGAGUUUAUAGCUCAUACAUCAUCGGUAAACACUGUAAACUUUUUAUUUGACGGUUUAAAGUUGAUAACCGGUUCAAAUGAUAAAUCUAUAAAACUUUGGGAUACUGAGACAGGACAGUUUAUUGCUAGUUAUUUGGGACACAAUAAUUGGGUUCGUUCAGCAAAAUUUUCACCUCUUGGAAAUAUGAUAGUGUCAUGCUCCGACGACAAAACUGUGAGAAUAUGGGACACUGUUAGCAGAGAGUUGGUUCAUUCAUUUCAUGGGGUUAAAAAUAGUCCUAACAGUAUUGCUUUGCAUUCCAAUAAUAAUACUAUAGCUGUAGCUAUGAAUUCAGGUUCGGUUCGAAUUUAUGACAUUAGAAAUAAAAAAAUUCAACAACAUUAUCAUGCUCACGAUAAUGCCACCUGUGUGGAUUGGCAUCCAAAGGCUAAUUAUUUACUAUCGGGUGGACUUGAUGGAAAAGUAAAAGUAAUUGAUAUCAUGGAAGGUAGACCUUUGUAUACACUUAAUUCGGAAGGUUCGAUAGCUUACUGUAAGUUUAGCUGUGAUGGAGAUUUCUUUGCUUUGACUAGAAAUGACUAUAAGGAUAAGAUUAUUGAAGUGUGGAAAACAAACUUUAUAUCAUAUAUCUAAUUAUGUUUUUAAAGAAUGUUGCCUGAAGUAUUACACAUACACAUUCUUUUUUAUUUAUCUUACCAGGUUUGGCUCUCAUGUGAUUUAACUGUGUGUGUGUUCUACGUUCUAAUAUUUAUUUCAUUAAAUCCUUCAUUUUUUAUGGUAUGUUAUUUAAGUAUUUUAUUUGUCAAAAUAAUAUUAAUUAGGAAGUUUUAAAAAUAUAAGGUAUUAUGUUAAUA